Molecule: messenger RNA, 4190 nt
Organism: Acipenser ruthenus (sterlet)
Lineage: Eukaryota; Metazoa; Chordata; Actinopteri; Acipenseriformes; Acipenseridae
Product: platelet-activating factor acetylhydrolase IB subunit alpha2-like
Exons: 6
Coding region: 370-1059 (229 amino acids)
Source: RefSeq, a predicted model, not a curated record
CGGUCAGCUGCGACUUUGAGCACACGGGAGGCGGGACUUCCUCCGGGAUGCGUGUGAUUGAGUUGUGGAAGCGGAAGUGGAGGGCUGCAGCUCUUGGAAAAAAAACACAGAAGCUGCAACAUUGUGUUGAGGACUGGGAGGCGCCGAUCUGUCCGGGGAACCCGAAUCAGCGAUCCACCAGCACCGGAGCACCAAGAACCGGGGACGAGCAAGUACCUCGCCCCCCCAAAACGACAAAGGAGAGCGCUGCUGACCCGAGACAUCAUCAGCACCAUCGGAGCAGACAGACAGACCGACCGACACAGCGGGGUGUUGACCCGUGCACGGGAAUCUGCCAGGGUGCCAUCAGUCUCAGCAGCUCCGGUGAGGAUGAGUGUGGGAGACUCAAACCCGGCCGCAGUGCCCAGCCCAGUGCAGGACGUGCAGGGGGACGACCGGUGGAUGUCACAGCACACCCGCUUCGUUCUCGAGUGCAAAGACAAGGAGCCCGAUGUUCUGUUUGUGGGGGACUCCAUGGUGCAGCUGCUACACCAGUACGAGGUCUGGCAGGAGCUCUUCUCUCCGCUCCACGCGCUCAGCUUCGGGAUUGGAGGCGACACCACGAGCCACGUGCUGUGGAGGCUGCAGAACGGAGAGCUGGAGAACAUCACACCCAAGGUGGUGGUAGUCUGGGUAGGAACCAAUAAUCACGAGCACACGGUGGAGCAGAUUGCCGGGGGGAUCCAGGCCAUCGUACACCUGAUCAACACAUGCCAGCCGCAAGCGAAAGUGGUCGUGCUGGGAUUGCUGCCCCGCGGGGAGCGGCCGAACCCCCUGAGAGAGAAGAACGCGGAGGUGAACCGUGUGCUGCGCGCCUCCCUGCCGCGCCUGGGCAGCGUGCAGUUCCUGGACGUGGGCUCCGGGUACGUGCAGUCCGACGGCACGAUCUCCACCCACGACAUGUUCGACUUCCUGCACCUCACCCCCGCGGGCUACGCCGCCAUCGCCAAGCCCCUGCACGACCUGCUGCUGCAGCUACUGGAAGAGACCCCCGAGGAGAGCCGGCCCAUCCUCGCCUGAUUGGAGCAGGGGAGACACGCCCCUUCAAGGAUUGGAUCGGAGCUUAGUUUGUAGGAUAGAGGAGGUUACAUGAUUAGCUAACACAGUUGUGGCUGCAAUGGAGAGUCAGUGUUGUGUAUUAAUUGGGUAGCAAACACAAAAGAAACUCUAGAAUAUUUAGGACCUCCUCUAGUCUAUGAAGCAAAUACCAAAUGAGAUCCGCCCUCCACUGAUACCAGUCUCAUUGGAGGAGAGGCUCCCUCUGGCCUCUGCUCUGAUUGGUGGAGAGGUGCUGCCCCUCAUUCUUGUACCCUCACUGGUGCGACACGCUAUAUUCUCCCCUGGGCCGCAUUGCCAGGUUCGUUGUGAACUGAAGCAGUUGGGGAACAUUUUUUUAGGAGGGAGGGGCACUUGAACCUCCUCUGAAUGUGCACCUGCUUCUUCAGUUCAGAAUGAGCUCUCUGGGGGAGGAGCCCCGCCUCCCCCUGGAACAGCAGCACAGCGCCCCGCCCUCGCAGCAUUCCAAAGCUCUCUGUUAUUCCUUUCAGGAUUUGUACAUCUGAAAUAAUGAUUGUAUUAUCAGGAUAAUGAUUUUCUUCUGUUUUUAUUUUUGAUGUGAUAAAUCAUUCUAACCCUGGUCCUGAGAGUUGUGCUGAGCUGUAGGAGAGAUGGGAGAUCGUAUGGAGCUUCUUAUUUAGACACUCUUGUUAAUUCAGCUGUCGCAAUCCUGUCCAAGUCUCUAACUAGACAAUUUGACCCAUUCCAAUCCCAACUAAUAGUUAUUGACACCUGUGUCACUGCAUUGUACAUAUUGACUCCCUCCCUGCUCGCUUGGUAUUGACUCCAUAUGGACCCCUGAAGUGUAGAUGUUGUAUUCCUGACCGGCCAGUAACUUUUCUGGACACUAACUGGAGCUUGUGACUGGUUCCCAGUUACAGUUUGUAAAUAUUGAGUCUCCCUGUGCACUUGCUGUCUGCCUGCUCCCCCUCCCCAGUCUCUGGUUGUUGAUAUUGACCCCCUUGAUUGUAUAUUUUAGCUCACACACUGUACAUUGACCCCCUGAUCUGAGGUGUUGACCCUCUCUCCCGCUCAGCAUAAUUCUGCCUCGGGCUCUGCAGGCGACUCCUUGUUCAUUGAGAAUCCUCUGUGCCAGAACAGAUCUGCUUUCCUCGCCCUCUCGUCUCUCUCAUGCCAGUGCUGUCGAGUUAAUCUUCAUCUCAGCGCUCUGUUCUUCUAGAGAGCUAGCUGUUGUUACUCGUACUGUUCCUAACCAGAAAAUGUGGGUCCCGUUCCCCGGUGACUACAGCAGAACAGGGGCUCCCCGUUGACUACAGCAGAACAGGGGCUCCCCGGUGAUUACAGCAGAACAGGGGCUCCCCGGUGACUACAGCAGAACAGGGGCUCCCCGGUGACUACAGCAGAACAGGGGCUCCCCGGUGACUACAGCAGAACAGGGGCUCCCCGGUGACUACAGCAGAACGGGCUCCCCUACAGCAGAACAGGGGCUCCCCGGUGACUACAGCAGAACAGGGGCUCCCCGGUGAUUACAGCAGAACAGGGGCUCCCCGGUGACUACAGCAGAACAGGGGCUCCCCGGUGACUACAGCAGAACAGGGGCUCCCCUACAGCAGAACAGGGACUCCCCGGUGACUACAGCAGAACAGGGGCUCCCCUACAGCAGAACAGGGGCUCCCCGGUGACUACAGCAGAACAGGGUCUCCCUCAUGACUACAGCAGAACAGGGGCUCCCCGGUGAUUACAGCAGAACAGGGUCUCCCUCAUGACUACAGCAGAACAGGGGCUCCCCGGUGACUACAGCAGAACAGGGUCUCCCUCAUGACUACAGCAGAACAGGGGCUCCCUGGUGACUACAGCAGAACAGGGGCAGGGAGUGUCUGGGUCUCUGAGCUUCACUAAUUAAAGAAGUUUUGUAGCUGAUGCUCUGUGCAUCGUUUACUGAGACACAGCGCCCCCCUGCUGCUCCCCCCUGUAACAGACCCAGCUCUGCGUGACUGGGGAAUGGGCUAGCCUCACUGCUUUACUAUAACCUGUACCUCAGUCCACAGUGCACAGCACCAUUUGAAACGUGAUGCAGGCUGAUAAUACUACUGUCUUUGUAGACUGUGUUGUGAGAUCAAAAUGAUCGUCAUUAAUAGUGAUAGACAGCUCGUUAGAUUAUGCAAAACUCUGAUGUGGAAUGUUUUGGCUUUUCAGUCACGAUGCUGAGACGUGUGCACUACUGAUCCUCGACUGAGUCUUUCUGUGUUUAGAAAGUAUUACUAAUAUUGUUAUUGUGUCAUAAAAGGGUUACACAUGUACACUAACCAUACAGAAUAUCUGCAUCAUUGAAUUAUAUUCCUGUGUGAUAGAGUGACGCAACAGCUUAGCAUGGACCAGGAGAGGGGAACUUACAGGGAGACAGCAGAGUGUGUGUGAGAGAGAGACAGACAGAGAGAGGAACUGUUACAGGGAGACAGCAGAGUGUGAGAGAGAGAGAGACAGAGGCAGAGAGAGGAACUGUUACAGGGAGACAGCAGAGUGUGUGAGAGAGAGAGACAGAGACAGAGAGAUGAACUGUUACAGGGAGACAGCAGAGUGUGUGUGAGAGAGAGACAGAGACAGAGAGAGGAACUGUUACAGGGAGACAGCAGAGUGUGAGAGACAGAGACAGAGCGAUGAACUGUUACAGGGAGACAGCAGAGUGUGUGAGAGAGAGCAGAGAGAUGAACUGUUACAGGGAGACAGCAGAGGUUGUGAGAGAGAGCAGAGAGAUGAACUGUUACAGGGAGACAGCAGUCUGCCUGCACUCUGCUUUCUUCCCCUGUAUUCAUCGAUUGGAAACGUACCCAGUCUGUCCCCACGCAGGCGAGUCUGGGGGUCUGGGUGCUUGCAGUGUCUCUCCCCACAAGGCUGGCUGAGAGGAGGAGAGCGCUGCAUCCUGGGUACCUGCUUGUGUAGUUUAAGCCUUGCGUAGAUUUAAUUCUACACAUCCCCGUCUGAAUGUACAGGUGAUUCGAGAGUAAGGUUACCACAUCAAUGACAGGGUGAGCUGAUGUGUUAAACUGACUUUCUAAUCACCCAGAGUCUGUGUGUGCUGCCUGGGUUUGUCGUAGCAGAGUAUUCAAAUAAAAACAAGAACCAGUGGAACAGGA